Messenger RNA from Morchella sextelata, 489 nucleotides. RefSeq lists its product as uncharacterized. Lineage: Eukaryota; Fungi; Ascomycota; Pezizomycetes; Pezizales; Morchellaceae. The coding region runs from base 1 to 489 and encodes 162 amino acids. The transcript has 2 exons. The record is from RefSeq and is a predicted model, not a curated record.
AUGUAUAUCAAUAUCGUCUACAUCGAUAACGACCUCGCCGGUGGAAGACACCCGGUCGUUGGUGAGACCUACGAGCUAGUCCUGGCGGAUACCAUCAACACCAAGUAUCCCAUCCGCGGGGUCCAGCUCCAGAAAGAUGGUCGUCCCAGUGGAUGGGUGAGGGAGGUUGACAAGGGUACUGUGAAGGCGAUUCUAGACCGAGGCGGGCUUUGUUCCUGUGUCGUCACUUCAAGGAGAGAUUUCAUUUGGGACGACGACACGUGCUGCUGGGGAACCGCCCUCUUGGUUGUCCUAUUCGACCCCCAGAAGAAACUUGGAGUAAAAACCGAGGAUGACAUUAACGAGGAAGAUGCGAAAAUCAAGGUUGAAGAUGAUGAACAUGAAGGUCUCGGAGAUGAGGCUGGAGUUUUUUCGGCCAAGGAGGAGGAUAAGGACGGGGUGGUUGAGGGGGAGAAGUACAAAGAGCUCGAGGGGUCUGACACAGAGUAA